CUGAAUAUUUUGACCCCCACAAGAUGUGGCAAUCAUUAUCGAACAUGGGUGCCACCCCAUUGUUGGCACUUUAAACUCCUUAAUUUCAACUACUUUAUGCUCUCUUCUUAUAUAUAUUAUUACAAUGCAACAUCGACUUUAGCUAGCAACUUCAGACAGCUACUUAGUAAAAUUCCAUGUCCAAAAACAUAAAUGACCAACCUAAUCCUGCAAAUGAUCAACCCCUGUCGUGGUCUAAUCCUCACCAUUUUCCUCGUCUUCGUCUUUGUCCGAACCACCACUGGCGCGGCCGCUAAGCCGCCAUCCGAUGCGCAACAAUUCUUGUCCGUGCAAAAUGCGGCACGGGCGGCAUUGAAGCUGCCACCGUUGGUGUGGGACCCGAAAAUAGCCCGAUACGCUGCCUGGUAUGCGAACCAGAGACGGGCCGAUUGUGAGCUGGAGCAUUCGAAUGGACCGUAUGGUGAGAACAUCUUCUGGGGGAGCGGCAACCGGUGGACGGCUGCUCAGGCUGCGGCAGCGUGGGUGUCGGAGCGGCGGGAGUACAACUACUGGUCGAAUUCGUGUGUAUAUGGGCAAGAAUGCGGGCAUUAUACGCAGAUUGUGUGGAAGGAUACGAGGAGAAUGGGGUGCGCCAGAGUGGUGUGUUAUGGUGGGAGGGGAGUUUUCAUGAUAUGUAACUACGAUCCACCUGGGAAUUACAUCGGAGAGAGGCCUUAUUGAGAGGUGUUAUAUAUAUAUAUAUGUCAUGAUUUGAUGAUAUAUAUUAUUUUGUUUUUGAAAUGAAUUAAUUGAGAGCCUUUUGAUGGAUCUGUAUAAAUAAAGUUGAAAUAGGAGUUGAGCAUAAUAUUGUCGGAGACUUUCACAACGUUUGUUGGAGGGAGUGGGAUGAGAAUGUUAUGAUUCAUUUUGUACUAGAAUGUGAAUGUUAAUCUGUCUUAAUUACACAUGCAAAUCUUGUAAGAAACAUCAGCUGGUUGAUUGUUUAUACUCUCUUUUGCUCCGGAGCUAGCUCA
Molecule: messenger RNA, 1013 nt
Organism: Sesamum indicum (sesame)
Lineage: Eukaryota; Viridiplantae; Streptophyta; Magnoliopsida; Lamiales; Pedaliaceae
Product: pathogenesis-related protein PR-1
Cellular component (GO): extracellular region
Source: RefSeq, a predicted model, not a curated record